Messenger RNA from Amaranthus tricolor (Joseph's coat), 1076 nucleotides. RefSeq lists its product as uncharacterized. The transcript has 8 exons. The record is from RefSeq and is a predicted model, not a curated record. Lineage: Eukaryota; Viridiplantae; Streptophyta; Magnoliopsida; Caryophyllales; Amaranthaceae. Bases 99 to 779 code for a protein of 226 amino acids. Gene Ontology annotation, molecular function: ribosome binding; protein folding chaperone; peptidyl-prolyl cis-trans isomerase activity. Gene Ontology annotation, biological process: protein transport; protein unfolding; 'de novo' cotranslational protein folding.
UUGGUCUUGGAUAAGCCGGAAAUAAUAGGAUUUGUGAGAAAACUUGAACUCAGUCGCCAUAACCAUUCCAGUUGGCAGUUAGUAGGAGACGAAAAGAAAUGGCGAGUAUGACAACAGCCAUCUGCGCAACACCAACUGUUCUUCUUCAGCGUAACGCUUUCCCGAAUGCUGCUGUUUCAGGGAAAUUCCGUGUUUAUAUGAUUCAUCAAGAAUCCAACAAAAGACCUUCAUACAGUCAGAAUCUUAAAGGAAGAGCAAAAUCAGAUAUGUUGAAGCCAGUUUGUGCAGUUGGUUCUGGCUUGGAGACAUCAAUGACAGAUACAAAGGGUGGUAUACUAACCCUUAAAAGAAUCGAAAUUACAGUUGAAUCAGAAGAUGCCGAGAAGAUCAAGUUGAGAGUGGAUUUGAGCGGGGAAGAAACACAAAAGGCCUUUGAUGUCGUCUUAUCAAACUUAGCUCGCUCAGCCCCGCCACUUCCUGGAUUUCGCCGUCAGAAAGGAGGAAAAACAUCUAAGGUUCCAAAGAACUUGUUUUUGGAUAUAAUCGGUAGGGAACGCGUUAUGAAUUUUGUCAUCCGAGAAAUAGUCACCUCAGCUGUGGCCGGUUAUGUGGAGGAGGAGAAUCUUACAGUGAAGGAAGAUAAGAUUAGCACGACACAGACUGAAGACGAACUUAAACAAUCGUUCUUGCCAGGAAAUUCAUUUGGCUUCAACGUUGAGCUCGAGCUUGUAAAUGAAGAAACUGAGGCUGAGACUGUUAGCACUGAAGCUGAAGUGUAACAAAUCUUAUGCACAGAAGCAAAUGAUUAUCACUAUGCUUUUUUCUCUGCUGGUUCGGGCUUGGGCUUGGGCUUGGGCUUGGGCGUGGACGGACACAGCUUGUUUCCAAAUUCUUAGCCACAAGAUUAUAUGUUAUGAUGUUUUGUUAGAAUAUAUGAAUGUAAAUGAAUUGUGUUGAGCUUUUUAUGAUGUUUUGUUAGAAUACAAGUUAAGUUAAAGCUAGAGUUCAUUGGAUUUCACUCUGAUCUUAGUCCAAACUCCAAUUUGAUGCAAAUAACAUUUUGAACUACAUAAAUU